AAAUUCCGCGGAGUUUAUUCCACUCUGAUUCUAAUUUGAACAAAAGCGGGAAACAGCUGAUAGGAAAAUGACUAGUGUUCAGCAAGAAACUAAAACUUCCAAUGCAGUAACAUUGAAGGGUUCAGCUAAACUUGUUUCAGAAUUUUUUAAUUUUGGUAUUAAUUCAAUCCUUUACCAACGCGGAGUUUAUCCUGCAGAAUCUUUUACUAGGAAGCAGGAGUACGGGUUGACCCUUCUAGUUUCCACCGACCCUGAGGUCAACAAAUAUCUGGAGAACAUCCUGCAACAGAUCAAAGACUGGUUAGAGGAGAGAAAGGUAAAAAGGUUAGUCUUGGUAUUGACGAAUGUGAGCAGCAAGGAGGUCUUGGAGCGUUGGGAGUUUAAGAUCGAGCAUGAGACGACGACGAGUGCUGACGGGACUGUGAAGUUUAUUGACGAAACGUCAAAGGACGAAAAAACUAUAAAAGGAGAGAUCAGGGAUGUAAUCAGACAGAUAACCGCUAGUGUAACUUUUCUCCCUUUGAUAGACUGCCUCUGUUCCUUUGAUAUUCUGAUAUACACACACAAUGAUACCGAGGUACCAACUGAAUGGGCCGACAGUGACCCCUGCAUUAUUCAAAACUCUGAGGAAGUUCAGUUGCGUACUUUCAGCACCAAUGUUCAUACAGUCUCGGCAGCAGUUUCUUAUAAAACUGACUGAAUAUCAUAGAAUCUCUUUUUCAACACUUUGGAUUUAGUAUUUAUUGAACUACAUUGAAAAAUUCUGUUUCUAAUCUUAACUUUAACUCUCUUUUUCAUCAAGUUUAUGGAUGCAUAUGAGGGUAGGUGUAGAAUUCGAACAAAAUGACGUCUUAAACAAUUGACGAGAUUCAAAAAUAACAAUAUUUCACAUACUUCAUGUAUUUUAUGGAAUUCAUCCAACCUUCAUUUAUUUUUAUCAGAUUUGUGAAUCAUUCUUAUUCUAAACAUAAAAUUCAACAGUAGAAAAACCAUUAUCCUAUUUUUGUGCGACUUUUUAUAAAAUUUCGUAUUAAACGGAACAAAUAUUUCAGAA
This is a messenger RNA of Eurytemora carolleeae, 1054 nucleotides long. RefSeq names its product mitotic spindle assembly checkpoint protein MAD2A (gene mad2). The record is from RefSeq and is a predicted model, not a curated record. The transcript has 8 exons. Gene Ontology annotation, cellular component: kinetochore; cytoplasm; nucleoplasm. The coding region runs from base 68 to 700 and encodes 210 amino acids. Gene Ontology annotation, biological process: mitotic spindle assembly checkpoint signaling. Lineage: Eukaryota; Metazoa; Arthropoda; Copepoda; Calanoida; Temoridae.